CCCGGCGCUGGCGCCGCCCGCAGCCUCCCGCCGGCUUCUGCCUAUUUUAGUCACAGCGGCGGCGCGGUGGCCGUGGCGGGACGUGGUGCCGGCGGUGCUGGGAGCGGCGAGGAGCGGCAGCGCGAGCCCGUACCCGUCCCGUCCGGGAAACUUUUCCGAGGGCGCGGGGCAGGAGUCUCCAAGAUGAACACUACAGUAAUGAGCCCACUCACUGUUACUCCACUAGAUUUUAUUCCAGACUUAAAAAAUGCAACUCUUGUGCCUUUCAAUGAGACUGCAUGUGAAAACUGGAAGGAGAUUCAUCAUCUUGUUUUCCACGUGGCAAAUAUUUGUUUUGCAGUUGGACUGGUUAUUCCAACUACUCUGAAUCUUCAUAUGAUCCUUCUGCGAGGUCUGCUCACCAUAGGAUGUGCAUUGUUCAUCAUCUGGGCUACACUCUAUCGUUGUGCCUUGGACAUAAUGAUCUGGAAUUCUGUAUUUUUGGUUGUCAACCUCUUACAUUUCAUAUACCUAGUGUAUAAAAGAAGACCGAUCAAGAUAGAGAAGGAGCUUAGCAGCCUCUACAAGAGAAUGUUUGAACCUCUCCAUGUGCCUCCAGAGCUCUUCCAAAGACUGACUGGACAAUUCUGCAACAUUCAGACUUUAAAGACAGGUCAAGCCUAUGCUGCCGAAGAUAAAACAUCAGUUGAUGAUAGGCUAAGCGUCCUGCUGAAGGGGAAAAUGAAGGUGUCUUAUCGAGGGCAUUUUCUGCAUAAUAUUUACCCCUGUGCCUUUAUAGAUUCUCCUGAAUUUCGAUCAACACAGAUGAACCGGGGUGAGAAAUUCCAGGUCACCAUUAUCGCAGAUGAUAACUGCAAGUUCCUGUGCUGGUCCAGGGAAAGGCUGACUUAUUUUCUGGAAUCUGAGCCAUUUCUUUAUGAGAUCUUUAAGUACCUUAUUGGCAAAGAUAUUACAAAUAAACUCUAUUCAUUGAAUGAUCCAACCUUAAAUGACAAGACUUCAAAAAAGAUUGAUCGACAGCCCAGUCUUUGCUCACAGCUCUCUGUGAUGCAGAUGAGAAACAGCAUAGCCAGUACCAGUGACAGUGAGGAUGGCUUGCAGAUGUUUCUUCGUGGGACUUCCUCUGCAUCCUCUCUUCUGACAGGUCCAGCAGAGCACCUUCCCUAGUUGGCUCAUCGAUCGCUUGUGUGAAGGAAUUGUCUGCUACGCUUCUCUCCAGAAAUCUCCUGGACUGCUUGCUCCCAGCCCUGUUGCUUUUCCACUGAAUACUGGGGUGGUUAAAGUUCCCUGCAAGUACCAAGGCCUGCAGUCGUGAGGCUUCGUCCAGUUGUCUAAAGAAGGCUUCCAUCUACUUGUUCUUCUUGAUCAGGCAGCCUGUAGCAGAUACCUGCCACAAAGUCUCCUGCGUUGGUCUGUUCUCUGAUCUUUACCUAUAAGCUCUCGACUGGCUUUUCACCUGUUCCACGACAAAGCUCCAUGAAAUGGAAGCCACUCCUUUACACAGAGAGCCCUUGGACAAAUCUGCACACUCAGAAGCCCAAAAGAAAUUGUAGAACUGUGUUUGUGGAAUUAGUUAGAAUUAAAAUUCUCUUCCAGGCUUAGCAGCGAGACACACCAGUAUUUCAGCUCUGGGACAAAGUAAUCUAAAUGCAUGACAUGUUCAGCUGUAAUUACAUUAAUCCCUAAGAUGCAUCCAUGUUUAGCACAUACUUGAUAAAUACACUUUUCUCUAUUGUACUUUUCCUUGGUUUGUGUACCAUGUUUUCUGGUGUAUGGGGUGUACUUUCCCCAAAAGAGUGAUUUAAAUGUCUUUUAUGUUUUGAAAUUGCUCAGUCCAACAGCAGUUGGUGUAGUUGAUACUGCCACCACCCCACUGGCAAUGAUAGGUGUGGCAGCAGCCUCCCAAGUCCGAUAUUUACCUUACUGUUGGGGAGGCAGAGGGGUCACCCAUACAGCAGUGUCAUACAUCUUGGGAAAUAUUUUCACUUACUACUUUUUUGAUUUUGAUUAAUGCAAAAUUUUUUACUUCUGUAAAAGGUUGGUAAAAUUCUUGAUGGAAGGUUAUGUAUCUCACUAAAUUGUAAUGCUUUAGUCUUUCUUUUUGCCAAGAUAGCUUGUUAGUUAUUCCUGGGUACUGUCAUUGCCAUUAAUGGGUUUGCUACCAAGGUGAGCUCUGCUUAAGGAUCUGUAUUCAACAUGGAUUGUGGCCAUGUAUGCGUGUUUUUUCUUGGGUCACAGGGAAAUCUGAACAGAAAAGCUGCCAUUUACCUUACCACUGUUGUAUUUCAAAAACCUUCUCCUGGGUGCUCUCAAUGCAGCAGUCAAUCUUCUUUUAUUGGUCUGGUCUUUAAGAUUCAGUAUGAGGUACUUGCUAAGGCUUACUGUCCCCGUGCUGUUCCCCUGGAUCAUACAUUUGUUUAUUUAAAAACAAACAAAAUUGAAAAAAAUCCCAGAAGAUUUAGUGAGGAACAUAUGGAAAUUACAAACUUUUUUUUUCUUUUAAUUAAAGAAGGAAUGAAUAAGAGAAAGUUAUCUGUACAGGAACUCUACCGGAAUACUGUCUUGUCAUUGCUAGGUGAUCAGUUGUUGUGUGGACAAAAGCUUCCCAUAACAAAUACGAUAUUUGACUACUACAAUACAAAUAAGUUUUACUCUCCUAGUUACCAUAUUAUUGAAAAAGUGAGCAUUUAUAUUCUUAUGUAAUCAAACUUUAAAUUAUGCUUUUGUCUGUGCUACAAACAAUAAGCUUUCAUUCAUUUUCUCAAUAAAUAGAUAUAAAGCUUUUUUCAAAGUUUUUAGUAGUGAAAGGGUGAAAAAUCCUAAUUAGUAGGUCUGAAAUUACAAUUACUAACAAAACUGUGUUUUUAAUUUAAUAAACUAAAAAAACCAACUAACUG
Messenger RNA from Falco peregrinus (peregrine falcon), 2897 nucleotides. It is a transcript of the gene POPDC1, whose product is annotated as blood vessel epicardial substance. The transcript has 8 exons. Bases 184 to 1167 code for a protein of 327 amino acids. Gene Ontology annotation, cellular component: sarcolemma. NCBI's taxonomy places the organism in Eukaryota, Metazoa, Chordata, Aves, Falconiformes, Falconidae. The record is from RefSeq and is a predicted model, not a curated record. Gene Ontology annotation, molecular function: cAMP binding.